UUUUUUUAUGGCAGUUUGAUUUAGUUUGUUAAAUAUAUCCUAAUUUAUUGCAAUCAGUUUUAUUAUUCAUUGUUAUCCUUUAAUUUUGUUAACCAUCUUCAAAUUGUGAUAUUAAAUAAUGGCCUCUCAAGGACCAUCCUAUGGAUUAAGUCGAGAGCUUUUGCUUAAGGCUCAAGCUAAGUUCGACGUUGAAUUGGCUAAUCAAGCACUAAACUGGAUCCAAGCUGUGACCAAUGCGCCUGUUAAUCUAAAUAACAAUGAGGAUGACAACAAUAACAAUUCAGCAGGAAUCAAAGAUCAGUUUGAAUUUGCUGAAGCUCUCAAGGACGGUAUAGCUCUAUGCAAUUUAAUCAAUGCUUUGGCUCCUGGUUCAAUAUCUAAGGUUAACAAGCUAAAAACUCCGUUCAAAGAGCGAGAAAACAUUGAGCUUUUCCUGAAAGCCUGUGAAACUUAUGGUCUUCGGAAUCAUGAUUUAUUUCAAGUAAAUGAUUUGUAUGAACGUAAAAACCUUUAUAUGGUUGUCAAUUGUCUUCACUCACUUGGUGGUUUGGCUCAAAAAAAGGGUUAUGAUGGACCAGUAAUUGGAGUUAAAUUUGCCGAGGAAAACAAACGUGAAUUUGACGAGGAAACUUUGAAAAAAGGAAAGUCAAUUAUUGGGUUACAAUCAGGAUCAAAUGGUGGAGCAUCACAAGCUAAAAUGACUCCUUAUGGGGCAACCAGACAAAUUAUUCCUAGUUGAUCGACUAAUCAUGAGCAUCAACGAUAAAUUUGAUACGUGAAAACAUUGUUGAAGAUCCAAGUUGAUAUUGGUCUUGUCCAUGGUAUUAUCAUAAAAAACAUCUUUAUUUUUUUUCUUUUGAUAUGUUACUUGAAUAAAUUAAAAAAUUAAAUAUCUUCUUCAAUCAAGAGCUGUUCAAGAAAACAGGAUUUCACAUUAAAAGUUGAAAUGUAACCCUUAAACCCUCAUUUCAUUAAAGAAAUAAAGUUUCCAAGUAAACUAA
Tetranychus urticae (two-spotted spider mite) is the source of this 1001-nucleotide messenger RNA. Its product is annotated as calponin-3. Gene Ontology annotation, molecular function: actin filament binding. Lineage: Eukaryota; Metazoa; Arthropoda; Arachnida; Trombidiformes; Tetranychidae. Gene Ontology annotation, biological process: actin filament organization. The record is from RefSeq and is a predicted model, not a curated record. Gene Ontology annotation, cellular component: actin cytoskeleton.